AUGUCAUCCCCAAGUAAUCAUUCAGAGGAUUUAAAGAAUGACGUUCAGUUGGGACGUCAUGAAGACAUAAUGAAGGAAUUUAGGCAAUUAAAAUUAUUAUUUCAAGAUUUCAUCCUUCAAACCACUACUCCUAUCCGCACGGAGUGUAAAUGUAAAUGCAGUUGCCCCGAGCUUAAUGACAUAAGAAAUGUAAUUAAAGAAGAAUUGCGUGCUUUGCGAUGUGCUGUGUAUAGUGAUGAGACACCCACAGAGCUCGUCACGCCGUACUCUGCUGCCUUUAAUUCUAAUACAAACAACACUGCAGCAAAAAAAUCUGUUGGAUGUAUAAAAAAUGUCUCCUCGCACUCAUCGUCGUCCUUUGCUUCGUCAAGUGAGAAUACAACUACAAAAACGGGCAACCAGAAACAACAAUCACGAGUAAAUAAGCCGAUAAAAACAGCUGUGAGCGUUUCAUUGAAUAAUACUCGCGGCGAAGAUGCAUUGAACGAGGUACCGUCGGCGCAGGAACCGGUUUUAUCUAGUGUGAGCAGUGCGGCCACGAAAACUGGUCGGACGUCUGCCGUGUUAUCUGAAUCGCCUUUUGUACUAGGAAAUGGAAGUCAAAUUAAUGGCAUUGGAAGAAAGGAAGCGGUUGGUAGUCCUGCAAAACCUAAAAAGUUAAAGCAGAGACAGAAACAGUUCAGCUCAGUUCAAAUAGGACUGCAGUAG
This is a messenger RNA of Leptosia nina, 708 nucleotides long. The record is from the annotation of a GenBank genome assembly. NCBI's taxonomy places the organism in Eukaryota, Metazoa, Arthropoda, Insecta, Lepidoptera, Pieridae.